Molecule: messenger RNA, 2198 nt
Organism: Lytechinus variegatus (green sea urchin)
Lineage: Eukaryota; Metazoa; Echinodermata; Echinoidea; Temnopleuroida; Toxopneustidae
Product: cytosolic Fe-S cluster assembly factor narfl-like
Exons: 11
Coding region: 265-1701 (478 amino acids)
Biological process (GO): iron-sulfur cluster assembly
Cellular component (GO): cytosolic [4Fe-4S] assembly targeting complex
Molecular function (GO): 4 iron, 4 sulfur cluster binding
Source: RefSeq, a predicted model, not a curated record
UACACAGAAACAUUUGUUUAAUACCUCAAGCACAGACUAAACAAAGGAUUGGCAGCAUCUUCUCUUAUUUCCUUGUUCCUGUGAUUACGGCGACCUCAAUUUUCAGCUCACCGAUUCCCGAUAUGAUACUGAGCCGGCCCGCUGGCGGAGCUUAAGAGGCAGAUACCGAAGGGCUUCGAGCUGCUGCACGGAGAGAUGUGAGACGCUCUGUGACUGUGACUUUGCAUGUUUUUGUUUUGUGUGUGAAACGUCCUGAUCCUGGUCAUGGCGCACUUUAGUGGAGCACUGAAACUUGCUGAUCUUGAUGAUUUUAUCACUCCUUCGCAGGAAUGUAUAAAACCAGUCAAGGUGGAAAAAGUGGCAGGUAAACCAGGAGCUAUACGGAUUGAAGACGAUGGCAGCUAUGUCCAACUAGAUGACUAUGGAGGGUCUAGGAAAUUGGAGAAGGCUCAGAUAACAUUGAAUGACUGUCUGGCAUGUAGUGGUUGCAUCACAUCAGCCGAGAGUGUUCUUAUUACACAACAGAGUCAAGAGGAACUCUUCCGAGUCCUGGAGGAGAAUAGAAAGCUUGCUGUUAAUGGAGAGGUGAGCAAGCAGAUGACUGUAAUCGUAACCAUCUCACCCCAAUCUAGAGCAUCACUAGCAGCCAAAUAUAAACUAUCACUCCCUGAAACAGCUAGAAAAUUGACAACUUUCUUCAGAGAACUGGGUGUGCACCAUGUCUUUGAUGAAACCUUUGCCAGGGACUUCAGUCUUCUUGAGUGCCAGAGGGAAUUUAUUCAGAGGUUCAACAAUCAAGCUACAAAAGGAUCGCUACCAAUGUUAGCGUCAGCUUGCCCAGGCUGGGUGUGUUAUGCAGAGAAAACCCACGGCUCCUACAUCCUACCAUACAUCAGCACCACCAAAUCACCCCAACAGAUCAUUGGUUCUCUGGUCAAAGACUACGUCGCGCAGUCCCUUCACGUCAAACCGGAUCGUAUCUACCACGUCACCGUGAUGCCGUGCUAUGAUAAGAAGCUGGAAGCAUCAAGAGAUGACUUCUACAGUGACGUCUACAGGACAAGAGAUGUUGAUUGUGUGAUAACAUCAGGUGAAGUUGAUGCCAUGCUUGCCAAAGAACAAGUGAUAUUAUCAGAAAUAGAAUCUCAGGAAUAUAAUGAAAUGUUUCCAUUCACUGAGAGUGGGUCUAUUUCAAGUCAUUCCGGAGGUGGAUCUGGUGGUUACCAUGAGCACAUUAUACGUCAUGCAGCCAAAGAACUGUUUGGAAAGGACCUGGGUGAACUGCAAUACAAAACUAUGAAAAACAAAGAUUUUAAGGAGGUGAUCGUUGAAUCCGACGGACAGAUUUUACUGAGGUUUGCUCUUGCCUAUGGCUUCAGGAAUAUACAGAACCUUGUACAGAAGAUCAAGAGAGGGAAAUCCCCUUAUCACUUUGUAGAGGUCAUGGCCUGUCCUUCAGGUUGUUUGAAUGGAGGAGGGCAGAUCAAGGCGGAAGAAGGCAUCCCAGUGAAGGAAUUCCUCUCCGAGGUGAACGAUCUGUACAACACUGCUCCUACGAGGAGACCGGAGGAGAACGAGAUGGUACAGACCCUCUAUGAGGACUGGCUUGGAGGGGUGGGCAGUGACAAGGCAAGGACUAUGUUACAUACGCAGUACCAUGAGGUCGAGAAAAACACGAAUGCCCUCAACAUCAAGUGGUGAAACGUGAACGUUGAUGGAUAAUUCAUGGAAACUCAAGGACAUUUAGAUAUAUCAAUGGACUGAAUAGGAGGAAAGAAAAGUUUUUUAGAAAUUCUCAGGAUCACUCAGGUAGUGCCUGUUGCAUCGUGUGUUUUUAAUCCGCUGUAUUGGAAAGUGAUACAUAUACACUGUGUGUAUGAGCUUUAAAAGCAAAACUGUAGAAAUCGGGAGUGUUUCAUCAUCAUUGUCAUAUGACAUGUUGUCAGAUCUGAAAAUUUUUCUCUGGUUUGGAUUGGCUGAGAAGCACUGUUACUAUGGUAAAUGUCAGAUGAAAUAGACUUUGAUAAAAUAUCUGAAAAGUCCUUUCAUGAAACUUUCCUCAGGGGUUGGUUUAAAAGUUGAAGAUGUAUCUUAUAUUAUACUUUCAAAUGUAUAGAAGGAACAAUUCAAUAAUUUAUAGGGGAGUAAAGAUAUAGGUACAUGUAUUGUAUUAUAUUUUUUCCAAACCCCAUAAUGAU